Molecule: messenger RNA, 468 nt
Organism: Rotaria socialis
Lineage: Eukaryota; Metazoa; Rotifera; Eurotatoria; Philodinida; Philodinidae
Source: the annotation of a GenBank genome assembly
AUGUCAUUAUCAAUGUUCAAUCAUGAUUGUGAAAACGUCCUGCAAUUGAUAGGAGGUCGUGUUGUCUCAUUACGUCUGAUAUACCGUUUACGUGAUGAUUUUUUUGGCUGUAAAGUUGAUCAAUUGUUGAAAAACAUUCAAAGUUCGACCGAAGUCGGUGAUUUAAAAAAAUCUUUCACAUCACUUAUUCGUUCAGUUAUCAGCUAUAUUGAAAAAUAUGAUAAUAAUAAUGCAUCAUUUUAUGAAGCGAUUUCUAUUUUCAAUGAAAUAAAUAUCGAGAGAAUCGAAUGGAAAAAUAUCCAACAUUGUACCACUUAUAUCAAUAAUGAAAUGUUAGAUCUAGAUGGUUUAUAUAAUGAUUUUAAUAAUAUAAAAUCGAAAUAUAUUGAAUCGAAAGAAAAAUUCGGUGGCAUUAAUAAGCAAAUAGAAUCAUUUCUCAUCAAAUUUAGGUGUAUCAAAACGAGCUGA